CAGUAAAUUUGGUAUUCCGCUUUCUGACAACGAUGAUUGUAACGUUACAUUUUUCUUCUGAAAGUCUUGAGCGUCAGUAACGUUACUAUUCAUAAUUGACAAAUAUCUGCAGGACAACAUAUUGUGAGCAACACAAGUUACCUUACGCCAAAGAACUUGACGCCUUCGUGCGUUUUGGAUUUUUAACAAAAGAUGGGGCGGGGUUAAGAGGGGUUAAAACAUUUGAUUGGCUAGAACUGGCAGCAGACAGGAGGAAAACACAGCGAUGCGGCAUCUGAUUGGAUGACGGGUUUGUAUCAAAGUGAAAAUAUGCGCCUCGGGCUCUUCUGUUGCUAGGGCGUCAAUGGCGGAACUCCGCAGCAGAAGUUAAUAUGACACAAGACAGAAUCGCAUAAGAGGCCAACAAGGAUGUCAAUAGAGGCAGAGGCGUUGCUGCAGGAGGCGAAGGAGAGCAUCGAGGCAGCCCAGAACUACAGAAGCGAACUACAGCAGAGACUGCAUGGACUCAGCCAGGCACGCAAACAGGUGCGAGGCAGUGCCAGUCAGACACGUGAUGCUCUGCAGAGGCACUUCCAGGAGCUGCAGGUGGCGGUGAGUCGACUGCUGACCGAGAGACUGAACGCUCUGUUGCAGGAAGUCGACAACAUCGAGCUGGACAGUGUCAGUCCCUUAGAUGACUGUCAGAAGCUCAUUGAGAGUGGAGUCAGCACAGCUGAUGAGCUGCUCCGAGAGGGGGAGGCUGCCAUCCGCUGUGGUGUAAGUGAGAAGGAGGACAAGCUGGGCAGUUUCACUAAGAAAGCUCUGCAGAUCCAGUUAGACAGUCUGCCCGAGGUACCUGUGCUGGUGGACGUGCCGUGUCUGUCUGCGCAGCUGGACGACUCUCUCCUGCACAUGUUCCGUUCGCACGUGGCUCGGCACGGCAGCGUGGCGUCUCAUCCGCCCGUCCAGAUUGAGGAGCUGGUGGAGAGACCAGGCGGUGUGCUGGUGCGCUGGUGUAAGGUGGACGAUGACUUUACCCCUCAGGACUACCGGUUGCAGUACCGUCGCGGUAACUCUUCUCAGUACGAGGAUGCGUACAUCGGGAAAGACAAUGAGUUCCUGGUGCUCCACCUCGACCCGCACAUCGACCACCUGUUCCGCGUGUGCGCCAGAGGAGAGGGCCGAACCGAAUGGAGCCCGUGGAGCAUCCCGCAGACCGGCUACACCACACUCGCACCCCACGAAUGGCUUCCUGGCGUGGAUGGUUACAUUUUGAGCAGUAGGAAGAACAUCGCCAUGCGCAGUGAUUCAUCAGCUGGUCAUGGAGGCGUGCUGUACUCCAACUCUUCCACAUACUUCUGUGGCCAGACCCUCACCUUCAAGAUCACAGCUGCUGGACAGACAGAUAAGCGUGACAGUUUAGGUGUGUGUGCGGACAGCAGAUCUGACACAGGCUCACUGCAGAGGGAUCAGGCUGUCUGCAUCUCCACUAACGGUGCUGUGUUUGUGAACGGAAAGGAGAUGACCAACCAGCUGCCAGCCAUCACUGUUGGCUCAUCUGUGACCUUUGACAUGGAAAUGGUAAACCUCUUUCCUGUAAGCAACAACAACAACCCUAGCGAUGGGGGAAACUUCAAGCUGAGGGUGACGAUUGGUUCAGGGAACAGAGAAGUGGUGUUUGAUUGGCUGCUGGAUCAGGUGGUGGACAGCCUUUUCUUUGGCUGCUCCUUCACACACCCUGGAUGGAAAGUGCUGGUGUUUUGAUUGUCACAUGAUGAAAUAUCCAGUCUGCUGGAAUUCAAGACCUCAAGUUCCUUUAAUUUGAUCAACCUUUCCAAGUGCUUACAGUUUUUGCCAUUUUUUCUUAAUAUUAUCAGUAACAGAUAUCACUGCAGAAUAACAUUAAACUUACUGUUUUAAGGUAUGACGCCAACCACUACUCUUUGACCUCAUUGCAGGUGGACAGGUGUUGAGUUAUUUGCAUAACAGAACAUGUUUGCAAAAGUUUUUUGUUAAGUUGCAAAGCAUGUUGGUCUGGUUUACCACAGAAAAAUAUAGUGAAGCAUUCAGAGAUCAAAGGCACUCAAAACUGCUCAGAAAACGUGCAAAAUAAAAGUUCUUCACGACGACCUACAAAGUUAAAUCUUUAAUGCUCCGACAAUCUUUCUGCAUGUGUUUUCUCGAGUCAGAAGUGGAGAAUGUGUCUGUGGAAGAAUUGUUGCCUGUUUAAACAUAGCUGGAUGUUGGUUUAUGUAGAACACAGUAACAUUUAGAGAUGGCGUACCUAACAACUAGUAUUUUAUUCUUGUUUGCCUGGUACUCAGUAUUCACAUUUAGAAAGUACUGUUUUUAAAACCACAGGGUAGACUGCUUCAUCAGUAGAUACCAAUGCAAUGUUUCCACAGAAAAGUGAUCGUUCGCACUAAGCUUAAGUGUUGUGCCAUUUUAUGAUGAACUGGGUUUUUUUUUUAGGUUCUCAUUUUUAAUACAUACGUUUUGCUGUACCAUUUCGUGUUUUCAUUAGCUGGCUUACCUUACAUUAACUGUUAUUGAUGCAUUUGUUAGAGAGAAAAAAAGCGUAUUUCACACAAUAAACAUGUGGGGCCAAAACACCCAAUUCACUUGUUCCUGAGGUAGGAGAACAUCAUUUACAAGGUACUAUGUAAUUGCUCACUGCAGAAGGGAACAUUUGUAACCCAAUGAGGAUACACCCAUGAAAUAUCUGAUAUUAUAUUUAUAAAACUGUGACUAUUUCAUGUAUAUUUACCUCAUUUUGCCUGUGCCUUCUCAGUACAGAUCUAACAUUUGCAAUGAACAGUUUUCAAAAGACAAAUUCCUGUUUUUUUGUUUUUUUUUUGUAAAUGUUUACUAAAAUAAAACCAACAAAUAAAAGAAUGUGUGAACAUGA
Messenger RNA from Pimephales promelas (fathead minnow), 2887 nucleotides. RefSeq names its product cytokine receptor like factor 3 (gene crlf3). The record is from RefSeq and is a predicted model, not a curated record. Lineage: Eukaryota; Metazoa; Chordata; Actinopteri; Cypriniformes; Leuciscidae. Gene Ontology annotation, molecular function: protein binding.